This is a messenger RNA of Python bivittatus (Burmese python), 1005 nucleotides long. NCBI's taxonomy places the organism in Eukaryota, Metazoa, Chordata, Lepidosauria, Squamata, Pythonidae. The record is from RefSeq and is a predicted model, not a curated record.
UGUGGGAAGAACUUCAGGCAGAACUGUCACCUUGUGAAACAUGAAAGAAUUCACACAGGAGAGAAACCAUAUCAAUGUCUGGAGUGUGGAAAGAACUUCCGUCAGAAAGGUGGUCUUUUCCGACAUAAAAGAAUUCACACAGGGGAGAAACCUUAUAGGUGCCUGGAGUGUGGAAAAAGCUUUGGUGACAACAGUAGCCUUUUCCGACAUAAAAGAAUUCACACAGGGGAGAAACCAUAUUACUGCAAAGAAUGUGGAAAGAGUUUCAAUUGCAGCAGUUACUUUAUUUGUCAUAAAAGGAUUCAUACAGGAGAGAAACCAUAUAAAUGCCUGGAGUGUGGAAAGAGUUUUAAUAAAAGCAGUUGUCUUACAUCUCAUAAAAGAAAGCACACAGGAGAGAAGCCAUAUAAAUGCAGAGAGUGUGGGAAGAGAUUUUCGUAUAGCUUUGACCUCAGAUAUCAUCAACGAAUUCACACGGGGGAGAAACCAUAUAGGUGCCCGGAGUGUGGAAAGAGCUUCUGCAAGUACACUGACUUUAUUCGCCAUAAAAGGAUCCACACAGGAGAAAAACCAUACAAAUGCCUGGAAUGUGGAAAGAGCUUCACUCAGAACGGAAACCUUAUUACACAUAAAAGGAUUCACACAGGAGAGAAACCAUACAAAUGUACACAGUGUGGGAAAAGCUUCAGCCAGAAAAGUCAUCUUUCAAAACAUGAAAGAAUCCACACAUGAGAGAAACCGUAACAAGUAUGUGGACUGUAGAGUAACAGUCAUUUGGAAGAGUAGCAUUAUGAGACCUAAAGGAAUCCAUGUGGGAGAACUCUGAAAAUGCCAUGUGUGGGACAAGAUUCAAAAGGGGCACUACCCUUAUUUCCCAUAAGAGGUCUCAUUUUGGGAGGAAUGUCUGGACUGUGGAGAAAGGUUCAGGACCAGCAGUGGAAUAGAUUUGGUAAAGAAAAGUGUUGAAUGGAAUAUGUGAAGGAGGGGAAAAGAUUGAAAGAGCCC